UUAUUUCCCAUUAUUGUUGUUAUUGUUUCCUCUGAAGUGUGUGUGUGCUAGCCUGCAUGCUAACAGCUAGCAUCACCGCAACAGCUGCUUUACGGCAGACAGCUGCUUUACGGCAGACAGCUGACCACUGUGAAGGCGGAAGCAGAGAAACAAAGUGCGCAUCAGACAGUCGGAGCCGCGCUGACGGAUCGAUAUCUAUCAAUAAUAAAUAUCAGAAAUACCUGAUUAGAGAGAGGAGACAUGAGCCGCGCAGAACUGAGGAUUAACUUCAGUCCGGGCCGCGUGCAGCUGGUUCAGGAGGAGGUGCUGGUCCCGACUCUCAGGGUCCUGGUUACUGGGGCAACGGGUCUCCUGGGUCGGGCCGUGUGCAGAGAGUUCGAGAACAACGGCUGGUUCGUUAUUGGGACGGGAUACAGGAGGGCAAGGCCCCGCCUCCUCCGCUGUGACCUCACAGAUGAGGAUGCCAUCAGAGGAUUGCUGCACGAAUACAAGCCUGAUGUGAUCGUCCACUGUGCAGCAGAGAGACGUCCAGAUGUGGUGGAGAGACACACUGAGGCAGCUGUCAAUCUCAAUGUGCACGCCACGAGCACGCUCGCCAAGGAAGCAGCCGUGUGCGGAGCGUUCUUCCUCUACAUCAGCACCGACUACGUGUUUGAUGGCAGGAAUCCUCCGUACGGAGAAGACGACACUCCGAAUCCUCUGAACCUGUACGGACGCAGCAAGCUGGAGGGAGAGAGAGAGACACUCCGACACUGUCCAGGUGCGGUGGUGCUGCGGGUUCCGGUGCUGUUCGGGGAAGUGGAGUCGGUGUCAGAGAGCGCCGUGACGUCGCUGUGGCUCAAAGUUCAGGAGGCGACAGAAAGCUGUACGCUGGAUCACUGCCAGCAGAGAUUCCCCACCGACGCCCGAGACGUCGCCACCGUCUGCAGGAAGCUGUCCGAGAGAGGGAGACAGGACCCAUCCAUCAGAGGAAUCUUCCAUUUCUCGGGUAAAGAGCAGAUGACUAAAUAUGAGACGGCCGUCGCCAUUGCUCAGGCCUUCAACCUGCCGUCCAACCACCUCAUACCUCUCACCGAGCAGCCGGCAGCUGCGGCUCUUCGUCCAAUCAACAGUCAGUUAAACUGUUCCCGCCUGGAGCUGCUGAACCUGAGCGUCUCGCCACGACCUUUCACCUCCGCCAUCACUGACUGUCUGUGGCCCUUCACCCCCGACAAACGCUGGAGACAGACAGUCUUCCACUGAGAGAGAGACGGGUGGCGGAGAGAGAGACGGGUGGCGGAGAGACAGACGGGUGGCUGAGAGAGAGACGGGUGGCGGAGAGACAGACGGGUGUAUAUAUACUCUGUGUCCUGUGAAUAUAUAGAAGUGUUUAUUAUAUGAAUGAGUUGUUUGUAUGUUUUCAGUCUUCGGUUUGAACGUCGUUUAUGUUGUAAAAAGUGUUUUAGUGAUUUCUUGUUGAUUCAGUAAAUAAAGAGAAGUUGAGCUACGGUGUCCUGCAGAGGACAAACCUCAGCUGCUGUUUCAUGGUUUUAUGUUUAUGUGUCAGCUGUUCACAAUAAACCUCAGAAAUGCUGAAUCUCAA
Thunnus maccoyii (southern bluefin tuna) is the source of this 1582-nucleotide messenger RNA. It is a transcript of the gene mat2b, whose product is annotated as methionine adenosyltransferase II, beta. Gene Ontology annotation, molecular function: methionine adenosyltransferase regulator activity. The transcript has 7 exons. Gene Ontology annotation, cellular component: methionine adenosyltransferase complex. The record is from RefSeq and is a predicted model, not a curated record. Gene Ontology annotation, biological process: S-adenosylmethionine biosynthetic process. NCBI's taxonomy places the organism in Eukaryota, Metazoa, Chordata, Actinopteri, Scombriformes, Scombridae. Bases 241 to 1242 code for a protein of 333 amino acids.